AUGACAAAUGAGGCCCAAACGAAGGGAAGGGGUUCCACAAAUUCAACGCCUUUCAUUAUUUCACUGCUUUCAGACGGAAGGCCGAACACACGUUCGCUACUACGCACAUCGAGCGGUCGAAUCGCAUUGGACCACGACGAGCCGUAUCACGCGCCACGACGAGAAAUGAGUCCAGCAGAUUACUCGUACAGUGAUCCUCUUGGACCGGCACCACCAAGACCGCGAACUGGGAUUCGCCGACCAGACGGCGAAGUUACAGACACCUUUGAUGAUGAGCAGUUCGAUGAAUCUUUGUUGCCCGAGUGA
This is a messenger RNA of Gongylonema pulchrum, 306 nucleotides long. The record is from the annotation of a GenBank genome assembly. Lineage: Eukaryota; Metazoa; Nematoda; Chromadorea; Rhabditida; Gongylonematidae.